Molecule: messenger RNA, 910 nt
Organism: Argentina anserina (silverweed cinquefoil)
Lineage: Eukaryota; Viridiplantae; Streptophyta; Magnoliopsida; Rosales; Rosaceae
Product: extensin-like
Exons: 1
Coding region: 1-909 (302 amino acids)
Source: RefSeq, a predicted model, not a curated record
AUGGCAUCUUCCACCAACCUCUCUGCAACCCUUCUCAUCUUCUCAGUUCUUCUCUACUCUUCAACACUCUCCACUGCUUGCGGGACAUAUGCAUGCAGACCUGCACCAGAACCACCAAAACCACCACCUACACCGCCACCAUGCCCAACACCCCCUACACCGGCACCUACAUCAAUUACACCAGAAGCUGCAUCACCAACAUUGGCACCAACACCAGCACUUGCACCAUCGACACUGGCACCACCAAUAGCAUCGCCAGCACUAGCACCAUCAACACAGGCACCACCAAUAGCAUCGCCAGCACUAGCACCAUCAACACAGGCACCAACACCAGCACUGGCACCGUCGUCAGUAGCACCAACACCAAUAAUACCAGCACCAGCUCUAGCACCACCAACACUAGAACUCACACCAAUAACACCAACACCAGUUGCAUCAGCAUUAGCACUAUUAACGCCGACACCAACACCAAUGAUACCAGCACCAGCACCAGCACCAGCAACCCUAACACCCGAACCAAUGCCAAUAACACCAGCACCAUCACCUCUAACACCGGCCCCGACACCAAUAAUAUUAGCACCACCAUCACUAGCACCAUGUCCAUCACCUAUUACACCAGCGCUAUCACCAAUAACACCAGCACCAGUUUCGGGAACUUGCCCGAGAGACACGUUGAAGUUAGGGGUUUGUGCAAACCUUCUGGGGCUUGUGAACCUUCAAAUUGGAUCUCCAUUAACCAGUCCAUGCUGUUCACUACUUGAGGGCUUGGCUGAUUCAGAAGCCGCCGUUUGUCUAUGCACCGCGCUUAAGGCCAAUGUGCUUGGUAUUAACUUGGACGUGCCAAUUGCUUUGAGCCUGCUUGUUGGUGCUUGCCAGAAAACUAUCCCUCCUGGUUUUGAAUGCACAUAAA